CAAGAUACAAUGCCCAGAAGCUCACUGCGUCUAGAAUGUUUGGGUUUCCCAGAUUAUGAUAGUAGUGAGGGGUAGGAAAUAUAAAUGUUUUCUAUACCAACAUGUCUUCUUAUCCAUAUUUAAGCUGAAAGAAAAAUGGGGAUAUGGAGACUGGGUGCUAAGGCUGUACUGACAGUCUUGUUUCAUAAUAGCUCUUGUUUAUUAAAUUCUUGCUGUGUGCCAGGCUAGGAGCCUUCCAUGUGAUUACUAGCUCAAUGUUUCCUUUCAAUGUUAUGAGGAAUGUAUUCUGCUUCUGUGUUCCAAAGGACACCAAGACCCUGACAACAAACAACUUGCUGAAGAUUGCACAGCCGCAAGUGGUGACACCAGGCCUGGCACAGGUGUUUGCGCUGCUGUGGCUCUGCUUUGGUUCACCGUUGCUCCUAGUGCGGCAUUCGGUCUCCGGCUGCAUUAUCUGCCACUCUUGACACCUAUUAGGAAAUCUCGAGCAUCAUCUCCACUGAAAGUGAUGCUGUGGGAGCGUGUGUCAGCUGGGGCGUGGUGGGCCCAUCGCUUUCUUCCUUCUCGCUCCCUGUAAAGUAAAUGAGCCUCUGUUGUCUAUGUCAUAGACUGGCUUCCAACCUCACAAUAGCACAGCUUGCUGUUAGCCAGAGUUUCUCUGCACUUAGGGGCAAAUAUAUGUGGGUUAGUUAAAAACUUUCACCCCCCAAGCCCUCUCAAGACUGAUAGCCACCUGGACUCAUGGUCUGACAUAUUCCAACUGAAAGGCCUUUGGAAAGAAGCCCACGUGACUGUAACAGCUAUCGGCAAGUGUGAUUUGGUUGGUUCUUCUAAGAAAGGUCCCCGGCAUGGAAACUGCCUACCUGAAGAAGUGCUUUGGAAACAGCCUGACCCAGGCACUGGCAGAAGUGGCAAGAGUGCGACCCAGUGACCCAAUAGAGUAUUUGGCUCAUUGGCUUUACCACUACAGGGAUGUGACUAAGGCUAAAGAAAAGGAAAAGCAAGAAGAGCUACAGCUAAAGGAGGAGUAUGACAAAAGCCUCCAGGAAGUGAAAAUGACCGAAAUGCGGAAACAAGAGGAAUAUCAGACUCAACAGAAGUGUGAAAAGUGUCACCAGGAUCUGCUCCCUGAAGCUCUUUCCUCAAACAAGACCCCAGCCCUACAGAAAGAUACUGCCCCUCUUGAGGAGACCAGGAGGCAGGAAUCUCCACCAGGUGUCUCCAGGAUGGUUGCAGAAACAUCUCAACGGGUUUUUACCUCUUGAGAAAAAGAUCUGCAAGAGGAUCUCUCACCUCAGCUAAUACUGAAGAGUAUGAGGAGGAGGCUGGCGUCUACAGAUGCUCUGGACUGCUAACCAUGAAUACAUUAAUCAUGUGACAUUUUAGAUUGACUAUUGGAUAAAAACGAACCCAGACCACAGAUUAAAUACAAUAAGGCAUCACACUGA
Messenger RNA from Myodes glareolus (Bank vole), 1448 nucleotides. It is a transcript of the gene Dydc2, whose product is annotated as DPY30 domain containing 2. The record is from RefSeq and is a predicted model, not a curated record. Gene Ontology annotation, cellular component: Set1C/COMPASS complex. NCBI's taxonomy places the organism in Eukaryota, Metazoa, Chordata, Mammalia, Rodentia, Cricetidae.